AUGAAGACAGCGACACGUUGCCCUGAUGGUUCAAAAUGCGACCUUGUCAAUAAAUAUGAAAGGCGCCACCUUCAUCUCGGAACAUUCGACGGUCUGGAUCGUAAGCCGCUGGUGAUCACGGUGCACAAGAGCAACCUCAAUGAGCCUAGAUAUUACGCCAUUACUGCAGACAGCGAAAGGGCCACGGGUAACGAGUGGAUGAGCAUUGGUGUUUUGAACGAGGAAGAACACAAGGAGGUUAAAGGGCAUCAUCAAAAUUACUACAGAAAAAUUUUGACUAAGCAAUUCAUGAAGAGGAUCACGUUGACGGGGCAGCGUGCGCACGGGAUACGGGCACAAGCAUUUAUAUCGCGUAAUGUCAGGAGGACUCCGGAGGACGUAAUGUUCCGAGGAUGUGAUAAAGAUGACAUCGAUCCCGAGUUCAUGAUCCCACCUCCAGAAGGCCCGGAAUACUCUAAAGGAACCAUCAUUAUCUACCCAGACGCCAUGGAAGGCAAAUACUACGUAGAUUUCGCAUAUGGAAAUCCCUUCGGUGGCCCCAAGAUGGUUUGCUUCAAGGAGGUGAUCGUGAAGGUGGUCCCGUAA
Messenger RNA from Babesia bigemina, 585 nucleotides. RefSeq lists its product as hypothetical. Bases 1 to 585 code for a protein of 194 amino acids. The record is from RefSeq and is a predicted model, not a curated record. The transcript has 2 exons. NCBI's taxonomy places the organism in Eukaryota, Apicomplexa, Aconoidasida, Piroplasmida, Babesiidae.